This is a messenger RNA of Brassica rapa (field mustard), 1874 nucleotides long. RefSeq lists its product as uncharacterized. NCBI's taxonomy places the organism in Eukaryota, Viridiplantae, Streptophyta, Magnoliopsida, Brassicales, Brassicaceae. The record is from RefSeq and is a predicted model, not a curated record.
UGGACGCAGCGAUGGAGGCUUGCCGCAGCAAAACCUUGGACUUGCCGUCUCUCACUGUUGAACCUCCGCCGGAGAAAGAGAAAUCAUCUCCGAAAGUUCAAUCGCCACUUCCAUCGACGACGACCGGUUCGCAAUCGAGAAACGAACUUAUCGUACAGUUCAUCAAUUUCGCCGUUGGAUCAGAUGUACAAGACGCGACCUCGUACCUCGAGCGCAACGAUUGGGAUUUAGAUCGAGCCGUCUUGCAGUUCUGCGACGAGCGCCGUCCAACGCCUUCUCAGAGGAAGCUGAAUCGCAAGCUUGGGCGGUUAGUGGAUCUCUGCAGUGAAGAAGAACAAGUCCCUAAAGCUAUACCUCCAAUGGUGUCAUCUCACAUGAAGGUUCAAGAAAGUACAAGUCUUGUUCAAGAUGGGGAAGAAAAGCUUUCGCUCGUUAAGGAAUCUGCUGAGGGGACGCUGUCAAGUGUGAGUUCGAGUCAGCUGACGAAUACGCCUGAAGAGCAACUGUCUCAGUGGAAAGAGGAAGGUAUCAAAUCAUUCUUCAAAGUGGCUAUUAAAGCGUCUCGAGAAGCUGCGAUCGCUUGCCUCAGUCAUUGCAAGUGGAAUCAAGAGGACGCCAUCAGUUAUUUCUUUGGAGAUUACACAGAAGCUAUUCAAGAUAGUACAAGUCCCGUUAAGGAAUCUGCUGUGGCUGUGCCGUCAAGUAUGAGUUCGAGUCAGCUGAUGAGUUGGCCUGAAGAGCAACUGUCUCGUUUGAAAGAAGAAAUUAUCAAAUCAUUCCGCGAUGUGGUUAUGGUAGCGUCUCGAGAAGACGCAGAAGCUUGCCUCGAUUACGGCGAGUGGAAUCAAAAAGACGCCAUCAGUUAUUUCUUUCGAGAUUACGCAGAAGCUAAUCCUGAAAUUGCGCGGUCUCAGGCAGAUGGUAAGGCUGUUGACGAAGAAGCUGGUGGAGGAUAUUUCUCUAAAGCUAAAGCUAAAGCUCAUGUGAAGGAAAUUUCAAGUCCUAAACAAACUAGGGAAGAUUCACGUACGAGUGAGCAACCUUCUCGAUGGAAAGAUGAACUCAUCAAUUCAUUCGUCGAACUGGCUGAUGGAGUAGUUACACGAGACGUUGCAACCGUUUACCUUACACUGAGCAAUUGGAAUGUAGAGAAAGCCUUCUCCUGUCUAUUGGAAGAGACAUCGCAGGUUCAGGCUUCACAUGGUUCCCCAAACAAAAAUUACUUGGAAGAAGACGAGACUGGGAGCUCUUCUAGUUCCAGUAAUGCUGACUCGACCGAUACAGGAAACGCCACCGUAGCAUCGUCUCUAGCGGAUGAAAAUGUAAAGGAUGAGGAUGUUGAAGAAGAGUUAUCCCCUGCUCCUAUUACUACUACUACUACUAGUACAGUAGAACUAGAAAUCAUUUUGGACGAUGGUGAAUCUGGGGUACAGGUAUGGAUUAUUUUUAGAUCAGACCAAACCGUCAGAGACAUCCGCAACAGGAUUGCCUGGUUUAGACCAGAAGACAAGAGAGACUACUACUUAAAGUCUGAUACCGGAGUAGAGUACAGGGAUUUGGAUACAACAGUACACAGCAUUACCUCUGGUUCUCGUGGCUCUACAAUUCUCCACCAGAUGUACUCCACUUAGCUUUUGGUUUGGUACAGUUUCCAUCGAUUGAUGAAACACGCACAGCUAUAGAGAGAUGUAUAUGACUUCUAAAGGAUUCUUUCCUUGUAUAAAAAGGGAAAAAGUAGAACAGAGCAGUUUCAUACUUGUUCUGAGAUAGGAACUUAAUAAGGAGAGAGGUCUUAGUAUAGCUUUGAUUCUGUACAGUUACUACUUACUACUAUUGAUGAAACAUAGAGAGAAUUGAAACAACCGUUGUGUCUC